AUGUCAAGCUUGACUUCAAAUAACAAACUUGGCGAGCUCGUGUCGUCGAUUUCUUCGGCGGCGGCGGACAUGUCGGCAUUUUGUGACAAACUCGGGCUGGGCAGCAUCUCGUCGACUGCUCCACUUGACAUCAAACUCACAGCCCAGAACCAGCCCUACUUCACGGCCAAGGCCGCGCUCGUGGGUUUCGCAGAGGAGCUGAUCCGGCUGGUGCGCGGACCCAGGGAUCACCUGCUCGCCCUGAGCUUCGAACACUGCGCUUCGGCGUCGCUGCAGAUAAUCAUCAAAUACAAACUGGCCAGCCACGUCCCCCUCCAAGGGGCCACGACGUGCCAAGCCAUCGCGGACGCGGUGGGCAAGCCCGAGAUGCAACCGGCGCUCGUCGGGCGCAUCAUGCAGCACGCCAGCUCCUACGGCCUGUUCGAGGCGAGACCCGGAGGCGCGGUGGCCCACAACGCGGCCUCGGCCAUGCUGGCGACGGACCCGGACCUCGCGGCCUGGAUGAACCUGAGCGCCACCGUCGCCUACCCGGCCGGCGCGUCGCUGCCCGGCGCCCUCGCGGCCUACGGCUACAGCAUGGAGGCCGACGAGGCGGCGUACGGCGUGUCGAUCGGGCGCAGGGUGUCGCAGUUCCAGCGCUUCCGCGAGCCCGACGGCAGCGACCUGCACGAUAUGUUUGCCGGCGCCAUGCGGGGCAUCGCGGCCGGCGGCGCCUACGACCUGCGCCACGCCGUCGACGGCGGCUACCCGUGGCACGCGCUCGAGGCCGCCGACGGCGGGCACCUGGUCGUCGACGUCGGCGGCGGGUCCGGACACGUCUGCUUCGCCCUGGCCGCCAGGCACCCGCGCCUCCGCUUCGAGGUCCAGGACCUGCCCGAGACGGUCGCCGUGGCCGAGAGGUCCUGUCCGGCCGAGCUCAGGCGCAGGAUCCGCUUCCGCGCCCACGACUUUAUGACGCCGCAGCCGGCGCGCGACGACGGCCGAGGCGGCGCGGAGGCGGUGGCUUACUUUUGCCGUUUUAUCCUGCACGACUGGAGCGACAAGUAUGCGCAAAGGAUCCUCCAGGGGUUGGCCUCGGCCCUCCGCCCGCAGGACCGCAUCAUUGUCAACGAGGCCAUCGUGCCGGAGCCCAACUCGGUGGACGCUGAAAAGGAGCGAAGGAUGCACGACCGUGACAUGUUGAUGCUUAUGAACCUGAACGGUCGGGAGAGGACCAUGGAGGCGUUUCGGGGGUUGUGUGACUCGGUGCAGCCCAGGCUCAAGGUGCACGAGAUUCACCAUCCUGCCCAAGGCGAGUUGUCAUUAAUCGAGCUGAAACGGUGCGAUGCCACCUUUUAA
Messenger RNA from Pyricularia oryzae 70-15, 1338 nucleotides. Its product is annotated as O-methyltransferase. Gene Ontology annotation, molecular function: O-methyltransferase activity. The record is from RefSeq and is a predicted model, not a curated record. The transcript is spliced from 2 exons. Bases 1 to 1338 code for a protein of 445 amino acids. NCBI's taxonomy places the organism in Eukaryota, Fungi, Ascomycota, Sordariomycetes, Magnaporthales, Pyriculariaceae.